This is a messenger RNA of Spinacia oleracea (spinach), 1847 nucleotides long. Its product is annotated as abscisic acid 8'-hydroxylase 4. The transcript has 9 exons. Gene Ontology annotation, biological process: brassinosteroid biosynthetic process; sterol metabolic process; multicellular organism development. The record is from RefSeq and is a predicted model, not a curated record. Lineage: Eukaryota; Viridiplantae; Streptophyta; Magnoliopsida; Caryophyllales; Amaranthaceae. Gene Ontology annotation, molecular function: oxidoreductase activity, acting on paired donors, with incorporation or reduction of molecular oxygen; heme binding; iron ion binding. Bases 54 to 1631 code for a protein of 525 amino acids.
UACAAGUAUCUUUUCUAUACAUACCUUAAUUAGUCGAGCUUAUUAGAAGACAAAUGGAAUUAGGAUUCUUUUUAAUUGUUCCAUUUUCAUUGCUAAUAUGUUAUUUUUUGAAGAAAUUGUGGUUAAUUAGUCAUAAUCAUAAUCAAAAUGGAGAAUCAAGGGUAAAUUUUCCACCGGGAAGUAGAGGAUUACUCCCUUAUAUUGGAGAAACCUUACACUUCGUUGCAGCAAUCUAUAGCAAACAUGGUUUUUAUAGCUUCGUUCAAGCUCGACAUCUAAGGUAUGGGAAUUGUUUUAAGACGCACAUAUUCGGGGAGACUCAUGUGUUCGUGUCUAGCACGGAAUCGGCGAAGGAGAUAUUGAGCAAUGAUUUAGGGAAAUUCACAAAGAAGUAUAUUAGGUCAAUUGGAGAGGUAAUUGGGUCAGAAAGUCUACUUUGUGCAUCACAUAAAAGCCACAAGCUAAUUAGAAGACAUCUUCUUGACUUGUUUACUUCAAGAUCUAAUGCUGAUUUCACCAAACAAUUUGAUGAAUUGGUAGUAAAAUCUCUAUCAAAAUGGGAAUAUAAAGAAAAUGUGGUCAUUCUUGAUGAAGCACUUAAGAUGAGUUGCAAAGCCAUGUGUAAAAUGUUGCUGAGUUUAGAGGAUGAAAAUGAGGUAUAUAUGCUACAAAAUGAUGUUUCUUGUGUUUGUCAAGGAAUGCUUGCAUUUCCCUUGAAAUUUCCAUGGACUGCUUUCAGCAAAGGUCUUCAGGCAAGAAAUAGAAUCAUGAAGAUGCUAGAGAAGAUGAUCCAAGAGAGAAGAGCAAGACGACAUUCAACAGUAAUCCAUGAUAGUAAAGAUUUUCUGCAGUGUCUAGUUGUAGGUAGGGAAUGCCAACCAUCUUCUUCUUCAGAUACAGAACCAACCUUAACAGAUGCUCAAAUCAAAGAUAACAUAUUAACCAUGAUAAUUGCAGGUCAGGAUACCACAGGAAGCGCAAUGUCAUGGAUGGUGAAGUACUUGGACGAUAAUCAAGAAGUACUCAAAGCUUUACAAGUAAAUACAUCAUACAAGCUAGUUUUACAUACGUGCAGGUUAAAACAAGUAAUUAUAUUCAUCAAAUUUCAUUUUCUUAUAACAAAAAUGAAGGAUGAAAUACACAGCCUAGAGAAGAGAGUUACAGACAAAUCAUUUCUUACAUUAGAAGAUCUCAAUGAGAUGAUUUAUGCUGCAAAGGUAGUUAAAGAGAGUUUGAGGAUGGCAUCCAUAGUACCAUGGUUCCCAAGAAUAGCACUCCACGACUGCAACAUCUUGGGAUAUACGAUAAAGAAAGGAUGGAAUAUAAAUGUGGAUGCUAGAUCUAUACACUGUGAUCCUACAUUAUACAGAAAUCCUCAUAAGUUUGAUCCCUCCAGGUUUGAUAAUGAAGCAAAAGCAUACAGUUACUUAGCAUUUGGCGUAGGAGGAAGAACAUGCCUUGGCACGAAUCUUGCUAGAAUCAUGAUGCUUGUGUUCCUUUACCGUUUACUUACCGCUUACAAGUGGGAAGUCACUGAUCCAGACUCCAGUGUGGAAAGUUGGGCAUUAUUUUCGAGGUUAAAAACUGGUUGUCCUAUCCGAAUUACACAAGUUUACAAUCAAACUAAUUAAAUUCAACCACAAAUAAUUAGUACAUCUCAUUACCAUCCUAGCUAGCUUGUAAUAAUAAUGAAGUGACAUCUAUCUUUACAAUUUUUAUUUGUUUACUAAGAUGGGAAGUAUGAUGGAAAUCUUAUAGUUGAAAGGGUAAUCAUCACACCCCUAAACGAAGACGCUGAUAGGAUAAAUAAUAAGGUUUUCGAAAAGUUUCUCAGAGAAGGGAAAACA